AACAGUCAGCACUAAGGCUCCUCCUACCCAUUCCGAGCCACACGUGGCCAAAGUUUACCGGCAAAAUUCAAAGGCUCCUGUCCCUCUGAGCUCAGUGUCCUCCCGCACGUCCCCAGAGACAGGUCAGCGAGGAUCCGAGGAUGAGUCGCUGGGGUUUAGCCACCGGGUUGUGGCUCUGGUUGAUGGCCACGGCUGCAUGCGGAGAGAGCUCGAAUCGUUGGCAGCAGAUUGAUAAUAAAUGUAAGGAGAAUGAAUUCUACAACUCAGAAGCAAAACGUUGCUGCUCCCUUUGUCCACCAGGAGAACAUCGAAAACUAUCUUGCACUUCUGAACGUGACACUGUCUGUAAACCCUGUCCACGCAGCAGAUACCAGGAGGAGUGGAACGAUUCAUUCGACUGCACUCUCUGCGUUGGGACAUGCGGAGAUCCUCUACGACAAGUUCAAAGCUGCUCCCCAAGGACAAGACAGAUCUGCGAGUGCAAACCUGGAAUGUUCUGCAAAACUAAGACCCUUAACUCCUGCCUGCAAUGUGUUAAACACAGCAGUUGUGAGGCAGGAAAAUUCCUGGUUCAAGCAGGAAAUUCCACAACAGACAACGUCUGCGAGUCCUGCCGUCCAGACACGUUCUCUGAAUUGAAGUCUCUUUCCACCAAGUGCCGGCCGCAUACCAAAUGUGCCAGGUUGUUAAAAGAAGGUACAGCAACCGAAGAUGCUGAGUGUGACAAAACUGUCAGCUCGAUAACCAACGUCCUCCGGCCCAGCACCAACCGGUCCAACGCAUCCACCUCCUCACCAGCCAGGCCCUACCCCCAUUCCACCACCCCAAGGCCAGGUCACCUGACAACGUUGUCCAUUGCAGUCACUGCUCCCAAAGGAAACAAACAGGUAGUCAACCUACUGUUGAUAGUUGGAUUGGUCCUGGCCUUCCUACUGAUUCUGGUCGUCUCCAGUUUACUGUUCAGCCGCAAGGACUAUUUCAAAAGUCUACUCUUAUCCAACAGAACUAAAGGUUCCAUCUACAUCAUGAGCCCACGCACUGUGUACGUCGGAGUGGAAACUGGCGACUGUGUCAGCCCCGAACAAAAAGAUCCCGUUGCCAAACCUGUGGACUCCCACAUUCACUUCCCUCAGCAGGAGUCAAUGAAGUCUCAGAGUACGGCAGAGACCCACACCUUCCCAGUGGAGGAGUCGGGGAAGGUUUUCCACGACCCAGAAGCUGCAGCGGACACACAGCUGGAGUAAGUUCAACGGUCACUGACUGAACAACCACUGGUGGACAAUGGCAGCUGAUGAGGUAUCUGGGUUUGCAGUGCUGAUCUCAUUAUUGUGGAGCGCAAGGAGAAUCCAAGGUCUUAAUUUUAUCAGACUAAAUGUAAACAUCGCCACGUAAAGAAUGAAGAAUCUCGGGCGUGUGUCUGCGUGUUGGACCGUCCGCAGCUGCCUACAUGGGUCUUCAUGCAGACGGUGACAUUUAUUGCUGGCUGUGAGAUCCUGGUACUGGGGAUGAGCCACCUCUGCAUUCCACAGUCACUAGACGUGUACGCUUUGAUUCUUGUGCUGAGAUCGGCACUUUGCUUGCAGUGGCCCGCCCCAGUAUCUGCUGUGAGCCCCCCAUCAUCAGUUCACUUGUGAGCGUCCCCCUCCCCUGUUACACACAAAGUAUCUUGGCACGGUGAGUGAGACCCCCUCUUGGUACUCAUGCUGAACCUCUGGUAUCAGUACUGAACCAUCUACAUUUUGGUGGUGAGCUGCUGGCUUUGGGUGUCCAGCCACCGAGGCUGUUUUAUAAUUGUUUCUCUACAGUUAGAUUUUAAAAGCAUCUUUUACAGACAUUCUUUGUAUGUCGCAGACUGACUUUUACAGCUGUGUGUCUGAUCGUUUGAACACUGGAUUUCAGGGGAGCUUUGAGAAAUAUGUUUUGAUCGAACUGUAUGUAAAGUAUGAGACAUGAUACACCUGACAUGUGCGUGUUGACCCUCUAACGGCUAGUGGGGGGCUUGUAUCAAUGUGCAAAGCAGCAAUGGCCCAAAUGUGCGUGUACAGAUCCGGGGGUAGACAAAAAUGCUGGAGAAACUCAGCGGGUGCAGCAGCAUCUAUGCAGCGAAGGAAAUAGGCAACGUUUCGGCCCGAAACCCUUCUACAGACAUGGUUGUGAUUCUAUUGUUGUCAACGCCCCCUAGUGGACGAGUGCACAAAUACAAAAUGUGUCGGAAUGACCUGCAGAUGCUGGUUUACACACACAAAAUACUAGAGCUGUCCCACACAAAUAAAAAAAUGUCUUGUUUCUGGCAGCAAAUGUUUAACUGCUUAAUCAUGAGUUUUCUUUUGCUGAAUGUCUGAGCGUAAUCCUGAACGGUGCUGUCGUGAUAACUGGUGACAAGAAUGAGUGAAGGCAAACCAGAAUGUUUUCUGAAGUAACUUGUGAUUUUUUUUUCCGAACGAUUUUCUUUCGGAAUGUGAAAAAAGCUUUGAUUGUCGAGAUCGGGUGAAAUUUCUUUCCUUUGUACUUGUACAUUUUCUCUUGAAAUAGUCAAAUAAAGCUGGCCACAAUUGUUACUUUAAAUUCUUAUCAUUGUUCAGCUGGGUUCAAUUUGUAAACAAAAUUGAAAAAUACUCUUUUGCCCCAGAAACUGUGGAAGAGUCAAUUAUUUCGCAUUA
This is a messenger RNA of Leucoraja erinaceus (little skate), 2660 nucleotides long. RefSeq names its product tumor necrosis factor receptor superfamily member 1B-like. Gene Ontology annotation, biological process: positive regulation of oligodendrocyte differentiation; intrinsic apoptotic signaling pathway in response to DNA damage; negative regulation of neuroinflammatory response. The record is from RefSeq and is a predicted model, not a curated record. NCBI's taxonomy places the organism in Eukaryota, Metazoa, Chordata, Chondrichthyes, Rajiformes, Rajidae. The coding region runs from base 141 to 1244 and encodes 367 amino acids. Gene Ontology annotation, molecular function: tumor necrosis factor receptor activity; tumor necrosis factor binding. The transcript has 8 exons.